Molecule: messenger RNA, 3251 nt
Organism: Balaenoptera acutorostrata (minke whale)
Lineage: Eukaryota; Metazoa; Chordata; Mammalia; Artiodactyla; Balaenopteridae
Gene: EEF2
Product: eukaryotic translation elongation factor 2
Exons: 15
Coding region: 147-2723 (858 amino acids)
Biological process (GO): translational elongation
Cellular component (GO): ribonucleoprotein complex; cytosol
Molecular function (GO): GTPase activity; GTP binding; ribosome binding
Source: RefSeq, a predicted model, not a curated record
GGGGUCAGAUGACCCGCCCAACCGGCGUCGGCCUAUAAAAGCUUGAGUGUUGACGUCAGCGUUCUCUUCCGCCGUCGUCGCCGCCAUCCUCGGCGCGGCUAGCUACACUCGGAUCUGCCUGGGAGAAUCCACCGCCAUCCGCCACCAUGGUGAACUUCACAGUAGACCAGAUCCGGGCCAUCAUGGACAAGAAGGCCAACAUCCGAAAUAUGUCCGUCAUCGCCCACGUGGACCAUGGCAAGUCCACUCUGACGGACUCCCUGGUGUGCAAGGCGGGUAUCAUCGCCUCCGCCCGGGCUGGGGAGACCCGCUUCACUGACACCCGGAAGGACGAGCAGGAGCGUUGCAUCACCAUCAAGUCGACGGCCAUUUCCCUCUUCUACGAGCUCUCAGAGAAUGACUUGAACUUCAUCAAGCAGAGCAAGGAUGGCUCUGGCUUCCUCAUCAACCUCAUUGACUCCCCUGGGCACGUGGACUUCUCCUCAGAGGUGACAGCCGCCCUCCGUGUCACUGAUGGUGCCUUGGUGGUGGUGGACUGCGUGUCGGGCGUGUGCGUGCAGACAGAGACGGUGCUGCGCCAGGCCAUUGCCGAGCGCAUCAAGCCUGUGCUGAUGAUGAACAAGAUGGACCGGGCGCUGCUUGAGCUGCAGCUGGAGCCCGAGGAGCUCUACCAGACCUUUCAGCGCAUCGUGGAGAAUGUCAACGUCAUCAUCUCCACCUACGGGGAGGGCGAGAGCGGCCCCAUGGGCAACAUCAUGAUCGACCCCGUUCUCGGUACUGUUGGCUUCGGGUCUGGUCUCCACGGCUGGGCCUUCACUCUGAAGCAGUUUGCGGAGAUGUAUGUGGCCAAGUUUGCCGCCAAGGGCGAGGGCCAGCUGGGGCCUGCCGAGCGGGCCAAGAAGGUGGAGGACAUGAUGAAGAAGCUGUGGGGAGACCGGUACUUUGAUCCAGCCAACGGCAAAUUCAGCAAGUCAGCCAACAGCCCAGAUGGCAAGAAGCUUCCGCGGACAUUCUGCCAGCUCAUCCUGGACCCCAUCUUCAAGGUGUUUGAUGCAAUCAUGAAUUUCAAGAAAGAGGAGACUGCAAAACUAAUUGAAAAACUAGACAUCAAGUUGGACAGUGAAGAUAAGGACAAAGAAGGCAAACCACUUCUGAAGGCAGUGAUGCGCCGCUGGCUACCUGCCGGGGAUGCCCUGCUGCAGAUGAUUACCAUCCACCUGCCCUCUCCUGUGACGGCCCAGAAGUACCGCUGUGAGCUCCUGUACGAGGGGCCCCCAGACGACGAGGCCGCCAUGGGCAUUAAAAGCUGUGACCCCAAAGGCCCUCUUAUGAUGUACAUUUCCAAAAUGGUGCCGACCUCUGACAAAGGUCGGUUCUAUGCCUUCGGCCGGGUCUUCUCAGGGCUGGUGUCCACCGGCCUGAAGGUCAGGAUCAUGGGGCCCAACUACACGCCCGGGAAGAAGGAAGACCUAUACCUGAAGCCAAUCCAGAGGACAAUCCUGAUGAUGGGCCGCUACGUCGAGCCCAUUGAGGACGUGCCUUGUGGCAACAUCGUGGGCCUGGUGGGCGUGGACCAGUUCCUGGUGAAGACAGGCACCAUCACCACCUUCGAGCAUGCCCACAACAUGCGGGUGAUGAAGUUCAGCGUGAGCCCUGUCGUCAGGGUGGCUGUGGAGGCCAAGAACCCGGCCGACCUGCCCAAGCUGGUGGAAGGCCUGAAGCGGCUGGCCAAGUCGGACCCCAUGGUGCAGUGCAUCAUUGAGGAGUCCGGGGAGCACAUUAUCGCGGGUGCCGGGGAGCUGCACCUGGAGAUCUGCCUCAAGGACCUGGAGGAGGACCAUGCCUGCAUUCCCAUCAAGAAAUCCGACCCAGUCGUCUCGUACCGAGAGACCGUCAGUGAGGAGUCUAACGUGCUCUGCUUGUCCAAGUCCCCCAACAAGCACAACAGGCUGUACAUGAAGGCACGGCCCUUCCCCGACGGCCUGGCCGAGGACAUCGACAAGGGCGAGGUGUCUUCCCGCCAGGAGCUCAAGCAGCGGGCCCGCUACCUAGCCGAGAAGUACGAGUGGGAUGUGGCCGAGGCCCGCAAGAUCUGGUGCUUUGGCCCUGAUGGCACCGGCCCCAACAUCCUCACUGACAUCACCAAGGGCGUGCAGUACCUCAACGAGAUCAAGGACAGCGUGGUGGCCGGCUUUCAGUGGGCCACCAAGGAGGGGGCGCUGUGUGAGGAGAACAUGCGGGGCGUGCGCUUUGACGUCCAUGACGUGACACUGCAUGCGGACGCCAUUCACCGCGGAGGCGGCCAGAUCAUCCCCACGGCCCGGCGCUGCCUGUACGCCAGCGUGCUGACCGCCCAGCCCCGGCUCAUGGAGCCCAUCUACCUUGUGGAGAUCCAGUGUCCGGAGCAAGUGGUUGGUGGUAUCUACGGUGUCCUAAACAGGAAGCGGGGCCACGUCUUUGAGGAGACCCAGGUGGCCGGCACCCCCAUGUUUGUUGUGAAGGCCUACCUGCCUGUCAAUGAGUCCUUUGGCUUCACCGCUGACCUGAGGUCCAACACGGGCGGCCAGGCCUUUCCCCAGUGUGUGUUCGACCACUGGCAGAUCCUGCCCGGUGACCCCUUCGACAGCACCAGCCGCCCCAGCCAGGUGGUGGCAGAGACGCGCAAGCGCAAAGGCCUGAAGGAAGGCAUCCCGGCCCUGGACAACUUCCUGGACAAGUUGUAGGUGGCCUCCCCGCAGCCUGCUGCCUGGUGGGACUCGGUGCAGCCCCUGCGCCCAGGGACAGGUGACCACAGCAACAGCCCCACAUUCUCCACGACACCUUGAGGUUGUCCAGACCCAGUAACGCUCUGCCUGACAAGUUUCUGGGGCCCACUCUGUGCCAUCGCUCAACAUGAACACUUGAUGCCGUUUCUUUCGAUAUUUAUUUCUAGAUUUCAGAGGCAACAGAAAUGCCCUCACAGCAGGGACUUAUCUGGCCGGUGGGGAUGGGGGAGGAGAUGGGACACCCAAAGCUUUUGUUAAGAGGGAAAUUCACAUGUCCAAAAAAAGUUAAAAAUAAACGCAUUAAGAGGUUUAUUUGGGUAAAUGGCCCGUAGUGGAUUCUUCUCCGGAAAGGGGGAAGGAACAAGCGGGUAGAUGUUCUCUUUGGACAGAAGCUAGAAGGCAGGAAAUCCUGUGCAGUGUCACCAUGAGCACCUCCAGCUGUAUUAGUGCCAUUGGAAUAAUAAAUUUGAUAUGGUGGUGAUCGUG